Molecule: messenger RNA, 992 nt
Organism: Acipenser ruthenus (sterlet)
Lineage: Eukaryota; Metazoa; Chordata; Actinopteri; Acipenseriformes; Acipenseridae
Product: MAM domain-containing glycosylphosphatidylinositol anchor protein 2-like
Exons: 3
Coding region: 1-756 (251 amino acids)
Biological process (GO): homophilic cell-cell adhesion; synapse organization
Cellular component (GO): axon; plasma membrane; neuronal cell body
Molecular function (GO): axon guidance receptor activity
Source: RefSeq, a predicted model, not a curated record
AUGUGGCUCUUUCUGGGAGCGUGGAAUGCAACUAUAAGCACGGCCAGUGUUGAUAUCAGCAUGCAAGUGAACGGUCAACCACAGGGUUUCAAAUACCCACCUGUGAGACCACUGGAGGCAACUUUGAAGAAGGGCCGGUUCUGGAUCACCCCUGACCCGUACCACAACGACGACAACAUCCAGAUCGGCCGCGAGGUGAAGAUUUCCUGCCAGGUGGAGGCCACUCCCCCGGAGGAGCUGGCGUUCAGUUGGCUGAAGAACGGGCGGCCGCUGCGCAGCUCCGAGAGGAUGGUCAUCACGCAGACCGACCCCGACGCUUCCCCGGGCACCACCAACCUGGACAUCAUCGACCUCAAGUUCACCGACUUCGGGACCUACACCUGCAUGGCGUCGCUGAAGGGGGGAGGCAUAGCGGACAUCAGCAUCGACGUGAACAUCUCCUCCACCACCGUCCCUCCGAAACUCUCGAUCCCCAGUGGGAAGUCACCCCUGGUCACCCGGGAGGGGGACACGGUGGAGCUGCAGUGCCAGGUGACUGGGAAGCCCAAGCCCAUCAUCCUGUGGUCACGCGCGGACAAGGAGGCGCCCAUGCCGGACGGCAGCAUGGAGACAGAGAGCUACGACGGGAUCCUGCGGAUUGUGAACGUCUCCCGGGAAAUGACCGGAUCCUACCGGUGCCAAACCAGCCAGUACAACGGAUUCAACGUCAAGCCCAGGGAGACGGUGGUGGAGCUGAUUGUGCAGUGUAAGUGUUAGGAACCAUUCAACAGACUACCAGCUAUGGACAAAAGUUUUGCAUCACCCUAGAGUUUUAAUAUUGAGACAUGAUUAAAAAAAAAAAUAAUUCAAAAUGUGUGUGAACAUAAUUCAGAUCAUGUAAUCAAGGAAACUACAACAUGAUAUUGCAGAAGUCUACCAGAAGCCAUAAUAGUAGCACAGUAUUUCAUGUUAGAUGUCAAAAUGUCAAAUUUUUCUAUUUUUGUCAGUUUUUC